AUGGUAGAUUUUGUGGAGGGAAUACCGAUUCCUCCUGAGAAGAUUAAAGAAACUAUAGACAAAACUGCUGGGUAUGUCUUGAAGAAUGGAGAAACAUUUGAAGAUCGAUUGAAAAACAGUGAUGAAAAUGGCCAAUUUGCAUUUUUGAAAGAUGAAAAUGAAUACAACCCUUAUUACAGGUGGAAGCUAAGUGGCGGUGAAGAUCAGAAGAAGGCCGAAACAGAAAACACAAGUGUUGAAGAGAGACCAGUAGCUGAAAUACCUAAACCCAUUGAUUUAGAAUUCUUGACGGAGCUACCCCCAAUAUCAGCAUUAGACCUUGAUAUAAUAAAACUAACCGCUUUAUUUAGUGCUAGGAAUAGUGGUUAUGGGCCGGCACUUCUAAGGUAUCAAACGGGGAAGGGAAAUAAACACCAGUUUGAGUUUUUGAAAGAGGCACAUUCAUUUCAUCCAUUAUAUAAAAAUCUAGUUAAACAGUAUCAAAAGUUGAUACAAUUGUACGAGAGCCCCGAACUUCUGGGUGAUCUAAUGACAAGAUUGAAAGAAUCGGACAAGUUAUUCGAUAAUGCAUAUGCUAGAGCUCAAUAUAAGAAGCAGCAUAAAGAUAGAAUCAAAGAUGCCAAUAAUCAAAAGCAAGAAAGACAAAUACAAUUUGCUUCUAUCGAUUGGCAAGAUUUUCGUAUUGUUGGGAAAGUUUACUUUGAUGCCAUUGAUGAGGUUACAGAACUAUCAACACCAUUAUCUCGGGAAGAUUUAAUUUAUAGAUCUUUACAGGCCAAAAAUAAAGAGAUGGAAUUACAAAAAGUAAAACCGGUUAUUAAGAAACCAAAGGAAGUUACGCCAAAAUCAAAAGACAUUUCAUCAGAACAAGUGACAUCAAAGGAGGCAACUCCAAAAGAAGCAACUCCAGUGCCAAAGGGAAUGAAAAUUAAAGCUGCUGGUGAAUCAAGAUUAAAGAAUCGGAAAACCAACAUUUCAAACAAAAUGAUAAGAUGCCCUUUAACAAAUGAACUUGUACCAGAAGAUGAAUUUGAUAAUCAUUUGAGGACAAAAUUACGAGACCCAAGGUAUGAGGAACAACAAAACAAUUUUAUUAAAAAGAAUUUCCUACAUGAAUCGAAUUUAACUAAUGAUCAAGUUUAUGAAAACAUCAAGAGAUUAGCAAAGAAAAGAACUGGGGAAGAAGUUGAGACCGAUAAACGACAACAUAUUACAUAG
Molecule: messenger RNA, 1218 nt
Organism: Hyphopichia burtonii NRRL Y-1933
Lineage: Eukaryota; Fungi; Ascomycota; Pichiomycetes; Serinales; Debaryomycetaceae
Exons: 1
Coding region: 1-1218 (405 amino acids)
Biological process (GO): regulation of alternative mRNA splicing, via spliceosome; mRNA cis splicing, via spliceosome
Cellular component (GO): U2-type prespliceosome; U2 snRNP; catalytic step 2 spliceosome
Molecular function (GO): RNA binding
Source: RefSeq, a predicted model, not a curated record